Molecule: messenger RNA, 3516 nt
Organism: Stegodyphus dumicola
Lineage: Eukaryota; Metazoa; Arthropoda; Arachnida; Araneae; Eresidae
Product: transient receptor potential cation channel subfamily M member 2-like
Biological process (GO): metal ion transport; monoatomic cation transmembrane transport
Cellular component (GO): plasma membrane
Molecular function (GO): monoatomic cation channel activity
Source: RefSeq, a predicted model, not a curated record
AAACUCUUACUGGAAAACGUGAUUAUUAGAAGCCUGGCGUCGAGAACACUGAAGAUGCAGCAGAUGGCGCAAAAGAGAUUCUAAAGGAUCAGAACAUACUCUUUUUGGUACAACUCAUCAUUUGGAAUUUGUGCAAACAUGGUAUAUUAACAAAAUGGAUCUUUCAUUGCCAGGGGGAUUUGUGUGGUCAGAAAAUAAAUUUGAAGUGAUCCAGUCUGUUUUCAAAAUGGAUGAAGGUAUUUAUUCCUGGUUAACUGUGGAAGAUAUGGUUAAAUUUUUCAAGAAUUUUGCUAUAAGCUUAACAGAUGAAGAACCGAGUCCAGAAGAAUUCAAAUGUGAGCAGAUUUAUUGUGGUUAUAUGGAUGACAUACUAAAUACAGAUCAGGCCUGGAAGGAAGUGGAAUUAUGGCAUAUCCAUUAUAACAACUGGACAAACAUACAGAGAAAGUUCAAGGCUGCUACUAGAUGGAAAGUAUUAUCAGAAGAAGUCUUUAUAAAAUUGCCAUAUGGGCAGACAAUUCUUUUGCAAGAUGUUAUACGUUCUCUAGGAGAAAAUUCUCCCUAGGUUUGCAUGGAUUUUGUUUUAUACACAAGUUAUAAUUUAAUGAAACUUUUUAAUCUAAAUUUCAUAUGUAUGAAAUAUAUUGUUAGUUUUCAGUUUUUUAAACACAUCUACAUAGCUGACUUAUAAGAUUAUUUAUUAUCAUACAUUAUUUAAAUGAAUCUCUUUGUUUAGCAACUAAUAUUGAGUUUAAAUUUCAUAUGUGUGAAAGAUGUUAAACUUGUUAAAAGUUUUAGAAAUGCUUUUUAUACAGCUAGUUUAUUAAAUUAUGCAAAAACAUAUGUGCAUAAUACUUUUGUCUGUAUUUUAGUUAUAAAUCAAAUUAAAAUGCUAUAAAAUAUAAAUUUUUAUUAUUUCAUUCAUUCCUUUUUCUCCCCUACAAAAAAAAAAAAAAAAAAAAAAAAAUAUUAAAUGAGAGGCCAUUGAGAACAAAAAAUAAUAAACAGUAAUCUGUAAAAGUCUUUAUGUCAAAAUUCUCUAAAAAAAGAAAAUUUUAUAUGAUGCUUGGAAAGGAGGAAAGACAAACUUAUUCAGUUGCACUACAGCCUUUCAUAGUCCAAGUGUGCAGGCAAGUUUUAGAAGGCAGGCACAAAUUAGUGUUGUGCUCCAUCAAGAUAUUGUGAACUGUGCUACGUUUCUUCUUUGGCCGAAGGGAAUGUGCAGGCAAGCCUCAAUAUUUAUUUAACAUCAAGUCUGUUCACAGCGACCGCUCAAUGAUAGAGUGAAAUAGAAGGCUACAAUUGGUUUCUCUUCCUUCUGUUGCUGGGCUCCGAGGGUGUAGGACGGUCUUCUGGUUGUCCUUACCCAGGAUGACGCGUGAGCCAUUUUGUUCUUUUUCGACCGCCAUCUCAAUAUUGUAUGAAGAGCAAUAUAUUCCUCCUAUAAAGAAAUUAGUACUGAAGGUUCAACUAAAAUAAUGUAGACUAACUGCCGCUGUAAAUUGACGAUGUUCUACAAUUAAAAAAAUCCUCGAAAGGACUUCAUGUGCACGUGUUCCACUUUCCGGAUGAUAUGAUUAUUCACCUUGUGUUUCUUCAAAAAUAUACUGGAAUAACCAGUCAACUCAAUUUCCGUCAUUAUAUAAUUUACUUUUUUUAUCACGGAACUUUGCUUGACGUUGAUGUAAUGAGAUCUACUUGGAUUGGAACAUGACGCACGUCUCGUACGAAAAGUUAGGAUUCAAAAAAUGGUAGGACUGCGACUUUCGGCCUCUACAUGAUCACGACUGAUAUUCUUCUGUCUGGCGAUAUUUAUUCAAUUUAUGCUGGUACCGAUUCAAAAUUUAAUGAUGCCAAGAUAUAAUAAAUAUUAUUUAAUUUACAUUAUCUGAAUUGUCAUCCUUUGGGAGUAAGUUAUUAGUAUUUCUGGCUUAUUGCGCUAUUUUUUAUUACAUCAAGGCCAUCUUAACAAGCUUCCUCCAACGGAUCUGAUUAGUCGCUAUGGUUCGCCAAUGACAGAUUUUUAGAGUCCUGAGAUCUGCCUCUGUGCGAUGUCUUCCUCUUUUCCUGGUAUCUUAUAGGUUUGCAAAAAUAAAUAAUUUAUUUAAAAGGGUCCGGACAGCAUCGAUGGUAUUUUUGUAAUCAAAGCUAUAUUGUAAACUAAGCAAGGUUCUCGGUAAACAGAAGAGAAACACCCUCUAAUGACAUUACAAAUUAAUUAUCUAUGAGUUUCCUCGACACUUCUCAUCUGAUAAUUUUGCAAAAUUAUCACUACUUUAGUAUACAAAAAAUAAUGAUUUCAAAUGUAAGAAAUCUGCUUACAUGGCACAUUUGCCUUCUGUUAAGAUAAACAGGAAAAGGGAAACUAUAAAAUUAGCAAAUGUAGUUAACAGCAUAAGAAUUCAAAAGUUACUCUUAGUGAAUAUUAAAUUUAAUUGUAAGCAGUAAAUUCUAAGCAAAAACUCGGCUAAUUAACUAAAAGUUAUAUAAGUGUACAUGAAAUAUAAGAAAAUUUAAUAAAAUUUAUUUAUUCUUUUCAUUUCUGUCAAGUUCAAGGGGUCAAAAUCAUCUGCAUAAUUCUUUUAAAAUCUCCUCUUUUAGAUACAUAAUUUGACUUAGAAUGUCAGAAUUUAUUUCCAUUAUCUUGUUAUAAGAGAUUUAACAGGAGUUUGCUUAGCCUUCGCUAUUUCCAUUUUUAAAUCAAUUUCUACCAAUUAUAUCUUUGUUUAACUAAGUUUCUCUUUCGAUUUUAUGUACACUAAGAAGAGGAGUUAGAAGUAAUUUGCAAUACAAAAUCCAUUUCAUAACAACAAGGAAUAGUAAAGCGUACCCUGUCAAAGAUUAAGGCAUAAUCUUAUUCUUACCCACUUACUCCAAACUGUAGCAUAUCCAUUUGCUAAAAAUAUUAGAUGAUUUUUAUUUUGCAUGCCUCUAAGCAGGAAACAUCCCUGAAGAUUUUACACCGCAUUUUUGAUAUCAAAACACAAAUUGUUUACAUGACCUUGAAAUGACAGUAGCACAAUAAUUCACCCCCCUCAACACAUGACCAAAAAUAAAAACUGAUAAAGUACUUAGUUACAAAAAGAAAUAAUUUAUUUCCUUAAUCAUUUGGAGAAUUUUCUCAAAAACUUGUUUCUACAAGCAACAUAAUAUGAAGUAUUUCAUAUUAAAGCGUUCAUUUUUUUAUUACAAAUUAAACAAUCAACAUGUUUUGGUUCUAGUUUAACUCUCCAGCAUCACAGGUUUAGCUCAGAAAUUUCAGUUUCUCAAAAUGUCAUAAAUUACUGGUAUUUUCUUGAUUAUAGUUAAAAAUGAUUCUCUCACUUUGUAUCUUGAUUCCUUUUCUUCUAAUAUAAAUCCAACCCAAAAUCAGAUAUAUUAAAAGCUGGCAGAAAUUUCCAUGUGUAAUGAAUAUGAAAGCAACCCUUCUGUAUGAAAUUUUCCAUUCAUAACUCUGAGAGGGUUUAAAGUAAAAUAUUCUUAUGUAAUAAAAACUUUUACAAUUUGAGACUGAAA